AUGGCGGAAGGCGGCGGCGAAUUUGGUUACGAAGACCCGGACCUUGACAAUCGAGUUGACCACGAUGAUGACGAUUAUGAGGAACAAGAGGUUGAGAGAACCCAACCUUUUGAGCCAGGCGUGGCAUCCACUCCCUACCAACCUGGCGCCCCCUACCACGUGGGUGAACAAAUGGAAAUGCAUACUAUGCAGCACGAGCAAGAAGAAGAAAAGAAAGAAGUGGAAGCUCUGAGAUGUAAAAUCGAGAAAACUGAUGCUCAGAUUGAUGCCAUUCAGGAUAAACAAGGUUCGAAUCUUGAAAGUGAAGCAGAGCUGUGCAGGCUGAAAGAACUGAAAAAGAACUAUCAAACCGAUCUUGAAAACAAGAAAAAAGAAUUGGACUCGCUUACAAAAAAAGCAAGAAACAGAGAAAAAGAACAAGCCAAGGUUGACAGACUCAGGGCCAGCCUUGCAGCAAAAGAAAGUGAAACAAACGCCAUGGAAGAAAGGCUAAACCAAACAAAACCGCUGGACGACCUGAAAGAGCAGGAAAGCGAGCUGCAGCGCCAAAACGAGGAAGACCAGGCAAUCAUCCAAGAUGAGAAUGCCUUGCCCUCCGACAAAGAAGCCACAGCAGGCAGAGUGGCAGAAAGAAACGAGGAGAUCGCGUGUUUGCAAACUCAGAUUGCGGAAAGGGAAAGGGGGCGGCCUCUCUUGGAAAGGGUCAAAGAGAUCUUCAAAAAAAAUGGUGUGACAUUGACCGCUGUUCUUCUUGCUGCCGGGGUCACAAUCGGAGCUGUCAUCGGUGCCCUCACAAACACUUUGAAAGCCACUGGUAAGGCUUUGGGAAAUAAGGCAAAAGAUAUUGGUGCGAAACUUGGUUCUCUGCUGCCCGGGCUAAUUGGCUCGAUUGUGAGCUUUCUAUUCAAAGCUGCAGGCCAAGCCAUCGGGUUUCUGGCCGAGCACACCUGGCUGCUUAUUCUUGCCACGGUGGCCUUUUUGUUUGAACAAUAUCUUAAUAAGUGGCGUUAACUUUACCGCCAAGCCAUGAGCAAAGCCGAUAAUCCUAAUACAUCGACAAUUACCGCUGUUUGUUUAUUUCGUGUUGCGGUGUUUUAUCUGGAGCCUUGGGUUCUAUUUUUUGUGCCGUUGGUUUUGCUUGUUGAGUUUCACUCGAAGCUGAUUUCCUUGAUUCAGCUGUUGCAACUUUGUGUAUCGGGUUGGAUGGAUGGCUGUUGGGAGGGUUAAUCUUUGACUGGCCGCCUGCCAUUAGUUCAAGCACACCUUUUUUUGUCUCCGGGUUUACCUCGUUGUUUACCCCAAGUUUCAUCCCGAAGACCGCCUGUUUCAGCUUGCUGUUUUAACCGAUCGUGGUUUCGGUAUUGAUUAUCAUUUGUGCGGGCAUUAGCCAGGCCAUGGGGGCUACAGCAAGAUUGAACCUAACCUUCGCUUGAUCCACCGCGAGCUGGUACCUUUGCACACUCUCGGCCAGGUUGGGCUGUCUGAUCGUGUCUGCCAUCAGAACAAGAAACUCGCUUUGGGCUUCUCUCACUCGACCGCCAGAGCCGAGAAUACUGCUGCAUACAUUGACCUGCACGCCCAGGAUGCAAUAAACGAGAGCCUCAAUUGACUGGUUGAUUUGCGCCAAGCCCGCCUGCGUAAAACCUGAUGCUGUGUUUGGCGUGAACCAGUCUGUUUGGGUAUCAGAAGCGGCACCCGGCUCGAUGUAAUAAAUCAAGUCCCCUUUUAUAGCUUUCCCGCCUUCAUCACUGAAUUUGUUCCAUCCCGGGUAUUUAUAGUCAGUUUUAGU
Molecule: messenger RNA, 1789 nt
Organism: Orbicella faveolata
Lineage: Eukaryota; Metazoa; Cnidaria; Anthozoa; Scleractinia; Merulinidae
Source: RefSeq, a predicted model, not a curated record